AUGAAGUCUAAUCUAUUACAAAAAUCAACUGUCCAGAUGCUCAAUUGUAGUUUUGAUUAAAGGAAGUAGACCUAGUCUUCUGAUCUGAACAACGAAUAGAGUAGAGAAUUAUUUAAGACUGAGAUAUACAGAGCCUUAGAAAAAUACAAUAACAACAAGUAGGAAUAGAGUAAAGAGUAUAAAUGA
Molecule: messenger RNA, 186 nt
Organism: Paramecium tetraurelia
Lineage: Eukaryota; Ciliophora; Oligohymenophorea; Peniculida; Parameciidae
Exons: 1
Source: RefSeq, a predicted model, not a curated record